AUGGCUAAACUUGAAAAACAUAUAUGGACUAGGCUGAACAACUUUGAACAAGUUGUGAGAAAGGUGGCCGAGGCUGUAAAUGUCGACAACAAGAUGUAUACGUCUCACGACCACCCUUUCACAGAGAACAUCAUUCGGGUACCACUGCCCGAUAAAUACAAGCCGCCGCUUAUCCCAUUGUACGACGGAAGAAGUGGCCUAGACGACCACCUGGAAGUCUACACGGGGCACAUGGUCCUACAUGGAUACCUCGAGGAGGUUAUGUGCCGCGCGUUCAGAAAUCAUCUCUCUGACUCUGCCAGGAGAUGGUUCAGGUCCUUAAAGCCGAACUCAAUAACCAGCUGGGAUGACAUGAAGAACGCCUUCCUGACUCAGUUCAUAGGUGUUAAGAAGUACAUCCCACCAAAACAAAACCUCUCGAGUGUAUAUCAGGGACCAAACGAGUCCUUAAAAGAUUGGAUAACCCGGUUUGGGGAACAGGUGGCUGCCACCAAAGGGAUCUCCGACAAGGUAGCCUUGAUGGGGGCCUUGUCAAGCAUGAAGAAGGACAUCCCAUACAUCAUGGACCUCGACCGGAGGCCAUCCCAAACUUACCAAGAAUUCCUGACAAGGGCCCAGGGAUUCAUUAACGCAGAUGAGGCCAAAAAUGCCUUAAAGAGCAAAGUGGUGGUUCCCACCAAAGAAGAGGUGGGACAGCCGAGCCAACAAAAUAACGGUAAGAAGCGCCGAGGUAAUCCUCAAGUGUAG
Morus notabilis is the source of this 747-nucleotide messenger RNA. RefSeq lists its product as uncharacterized. Bases 1 to 747 code for a protein of 248 amino acids. The record is from RefSeq and is a predicted model, not a curated record. Lineage: Eukaryota; Viridiplantae; Streptophyta; Magnoliopsida; Rosales; Moraceae. The transcript has a single exon.